This is a messenger RNA of Pangasianodon hypophthalmus (striped catfish), 1258 nucleotides long. It is a transcript of the gene uchl1, whose product is annotated as ubiquitin carboxyl-terminal esterase L1 (ubiquitin thiolesterase). NCBI's taxonomy places the organism in Eukaryota, Metazoa, Chordata, Actinopteri, Siluriformes, Pangasiidae. Gene Ontology annotation, molecular function: cysteine-type deubiquitinase activity. The transcript has 9 exons. The coding region runs from base 125 to 781 and encodes 218 amino acids. Gene Ontology annotation, cellular component: cytoplasm. Gene Ontology annotation, biological process: ubiquitin-dependent protein catabolic process; protein deubiquitination. The record is from RefSeq and is a predicted model, not a curated record.
AUGGAAUGUGACCGGUUGCAUAUCAGCCGCGUGCACGGUUUAUGUUUUAAAAAAUCCUGACCGUUACGUUUGGUUCGUUAGCUUGUUAGCUUGCUGAAAAGAAAAAAUAAAGUUAACCGCGACGAUGGAGUGGAAACCGAUGGAAAUAAACCCCGAGAUGCUGAAUAAGGUGCUGAGUAAGCUGGGUGUGAAGCCAGACUGGCGCUUUGUGGAUGUGUUGGGCUUUGAGGAUGAUGCCAUUGCUGGAGUGCCCACGCCCUGCUGUGCCCUGAUGCUCCUCUUCCCAUUGACCCAACAGCAUGAGGAGUUUCGCUCCAAGCAGUCGGUUGACCCGUGCAAGGACGUCUACUUUCUGAGCCAGACGGUGGUAAACUCCUGCGGGACUGUAGGAUUGCUGCAUGCCGUGGCCAACAAUCAGGAUAAAUUCGGUUUCGAAAGUGACUCUACCUUGAAGAAAUUUCUCGAAGAAACAGCUGGAAUGUCCCCUGAUGAACGAGCCAAAAAGCUGGAGCAAAAUAAGGAAAUUCAGACAGCUCAUGAUGAAGUUGCUGCAGAGGGACAGUGUCGUCCAGAAUCCGACAAAGUGAACUUCCACUUCAUCACCUUUGUCAACGUAAACGAUCAGGUUCAUGAACUUGAUGGCAGAAUGAAAGGACCUGUGAACCAUGGUGCAACGAAUCCAGAAAGCUUUGUCAUGGAUGCAGCAAAGGUGUGCCGUGCGUUUAUAGAGCGAGAGAAAGGGGAAAUGCGAUUCUCCGCCGUGGCACUCUGUAAGGCCUGAAGAUGAGCGGUACCCUACUACUGACUGACCAAAAACUUCCCCCUCCCUUUCAGGCCCGAGCACAUCAAUCCUGCACAGUCCACACAAGCCGCCUGCUUAUGAAUCUCACACACUGUUCAUUCUUUUCUCUAUAUCUGCCUUUCUUCAUAACUGCCAGGCUUCUGUGCUGUUUGUACGUUAUUUGUAGUCUUUGCACAAGUUGCCUAAUUGACACGUUACUUCAGUUCUAAAUAAGUUGUCGGCUCGUCAUCUUAAUGCCGAUUGGCUCAGAUUUCGGAUGUACACAUCACCAGGAAACUUGUGUGUGAUCUGGUGUAGAGUGCUAUGCUAAUCUAGCUGUGAGUAAAGAAUGGGUGACCUGGGGGUUUCAGUGAUGCUGUUCAGCACAAAUGUUUCCCAUUGUUGCUCUUACGGGGAAUCUCUUCUGUUAUUGUGAUUACUGCUAACGUAGUUAAAUAAAUAAAUGCAAAGAAACAA